Molecule: messenger RNA, 339 nt
Organism: Thlaspi arvense
Lineage: Eukaryota; Viridiplantae; Streptophyta; Magnoliopsida; Brassicales; Brassicaceae
Source: the annotation of a GenBank genome assembly
AUGAGGACAUUAUAUGACGUUUUUGCCGGUACCAAGGAGAGAUGUUCUUCUCUGACGAGCCGACUCAUAUGGCUGCCAAAAGCUGUCUCGAGAUAUUCUUUCAUCUCUUGGUUAGCCAUCUCAAAUCGACUUGCCACUGGUGUCAAAAUGAGGACUUAUGGCAUAAAGAAAUAUCUUUUACAAUGUAAAGAGCUCGGCUUCUGGGCUCAGGUGAUACACAACAACUAUGAAGAUACUUUUUAUUAUCUCAACACACCUAGGCGGAAUGUGCAUUACCUUAUUCUCCUAACACUGUUUUUCCAAAGUUCGAUCAACCGCAUCUGGCACAAAAAAAACUGA